Molecule: messenger RNA, 1126 nt
Organism: Exophiala oligosperma
Lineage: Eukaryota; Fungi; Ascomycota; Eurotiomycetes; Chaetothyriales; Herpotrichiellaceae
Exons: 2
Coding region: 546-977 (143 amino acids)
Molecular function (GO): protein binding
Source: RefSeq, a predicted model, not a curated record
AUUGCAUAGACUUAGGCUUCUACUCACGUCUAACGACUCAUCUCUGAUCGCAUGCUGUUUUCAAUGCAGUCCAGUCUUUGUUGCUGCGAACAAACUCAUUCGUUGCUGAGUACACCUCCAUCGUGUGACCAAUUCCAUCAUGCUGUAGCUGACCACCAGGCCGUUUUGUAUCCUACUUGUCUUGCUAAUGUGUCAUCUAUAUCCUCAGUUCCGACAAUGAACCGCUUCCCAAAUCGCCUCAGCGCCUAGACGAUAAGUCGGCAAAACCAGAGGAUGGUGAAAUCAGUGACCACACCCCAUCUCCGUCAGAAGCAGGAAUCUCCAAACCAGCCGACCCUCCAUUGCCUACAGAUGAAGUACCUCCCCCACUCCCUGAAGAGCCACCGCCUGGUGCGCCUGGGGACGAUGGGUGGGAACCUGUCUGGGAUGAUUCAGCGCAGGCCUUUUAUUUCUUCAACCGAUUUACCAAUGUCACACAAUGGGAAAAUCCAAGAGUGCCCGAGGCUAAGUCGACAGGCCCACCGGGAGUAGGCAACCAUGACAGAAUGGCAGGGGCAAUAGAACCACCGCCAGCAAGGUCUGUUGGUGGAUACAAUCCAGCUAUACAUGGCGACUAUGAUCCAAAUGCCGAUUAUGCGAAAGUACACGAAACAACAUCAGCUACAACAGCUCCUGGUUCUGGAGCGCCCGGCACAGACCCUGCUGAAGCAUAUGCAGCCACCGGGCACUUUAAUCGGUUUACUGGCAAGUGGCAAAAUGCGGAUCUCAACAACCCAGAAAAACACAGUGAUGAACAAAAGAGUCGAAGACAGAUGAAUGCAUUUUUCGAUGUGGACGCGGCUGCAAACAGUCACGACGGGAGAAGUCUUCGAGCUGAACGAGCCAGCAAGAAGCUCAGCAAGGCCGAGCUCAAGGCGUUCAAGGAGAAACGAAGAGAAAAGAAAGAAGAGAAGAGACGAGCCUGGUUAAGAGACUGAGCAAGGAAUGAAUGAAUUUGGAUAGUCCGGAGUGUGGUUUGCGACGCUCGCUUGCUUUACUUUGGUAGAUUAUCUCAACACCAUUAUCUGGCCUGUACACAAUAUUUGUAGCGAUUGGAAAUGAAUUUCAUGAUACAUUGACUCGACUA